AUGAGUAAACUGUCGUUUCGGGCGCGGGCGCUGGACGCUUCGAAGCCGCUGCCCGUGUUCCGGUGCGAGGACCUCCCGGAUCUGCACGAAUACGCGUCCAUCAACCGGGCCGUACCCGCGAUGCCCACGGGCAUGGAGAAGGAGGAGGAAUCGGAGCACCACCUCCAGAGGGCGAUCUCGGCACAUCAGGUGUAUGGAGAGAAGAGGGACAACAUGGUGAUCCCGGUGCCUGAGGCCGAAAGCGACAUCUCCUACUACGACAGCAUUUACCCGGGAGACUUCCGGAUGCCCAAGCAGCUCAUCCACCUGCAGCCGUUCAGCCUGGACACGGAGCAGCCCGACUACGACCUGGACUCUGACGACGAGGCAUUUGUGCUGAAGCUGAAGAAGAAGAUGGAGAUGGGUCUGAUGCAGUUUGAGGACAUGAUCGACCGCCUGGAGAAGGGCAGCGGUCAGCAGUCGGUGAGUCUGUCGGAGGCCAAGCUGCUGCUGAAGGAGGACGAUGAGCUCAUAAAGGAGGUGUUUGAGUUCUGGAGCCGGAAGAGGAGGUGCAGUAAAGCCCAGUCGCUGAUCCCCACAGUGAAACAGGAGCGGCGGGACGGCUCCUCCACCAACGACCCGUACGUGGCCUUCAGGAGGAGGACUGAGAAGAUGCAGACGCGGAAGAACCGAAAGAACGACGAGGCCUCGUACGAGAAGAUGCUGAAGCUGCGGCGAGACCUGAGCCGAGCCGUCACCAUCCUGGAAAUGAUCAAACGGCGAGAGAAGAGCAAGAGAGAGCUGCUGCACCUGACGCUGGAGAUCAUGGAGAAGAGAAACGGCAUGGCGGACUACAGCGGCGAGGUGAUGGCAGAAGUCCUGGCUGAACGCGCUCUGGUCAGACCACAGAUCAUCCCCCUGGUCCCACUGACCACCAACCAGUACAGGCACCAGGAGGAGGCCAAGGACUACAAAUCCAAGGCAGUAGUGAAGUGCGACGCUCCUCGACAGAAGAGGAAAUAUGAGAAGAAACCAAAGCCUCAGACAGCAGGGGGCGCUCACCACCUGUUCAACUCCAACGAUCUGAACCAGUACGACUUCCCCAGCUCCGAAGACGACCAGGUGCUGUCUGGAUCGUCAGAGGCAGAAGAAGAGAAUGACCCAGAUGGAGCGUAUGCCUUCAGGAGAACGGCGGGUUGCCACUACCACACGGUGCACCGCUCCCUGGGCUCGUGGCCGUGGUGUUCUUCUCCUCCUCACGGUGCCGCUGUCUCACGCUUCAGGUUCAGCCUGACGUCGCUGUCGUUGCCGCGGCGAUGCGUGGGUCUGGCGCGGCGGAGAGUGGGCCGCGGUGGCAGGUUGAUCCUGGACCGCGCGCACUCCGACUUCGACCCUGUGUAUCACGAACUGUCCCCCGAGCGACCCCCCUCUCCCCCUCCUCCCCCUGCCUCACCUCCCCCCUCCCCCGACAGACACUGGCACACGGACCUCACCCACCUGCUCCUCAGCAUCAAGGCCCUGCGCUGGAGACACUUCCGGCCGCGGGCGCUGGACCUGGACCAGCUCGACGCGCCCCACCCAGCGUUCAGGCGGCUUGGCAAGAGAUUCAAGCCUAACGUGGCCCCCCUGACCCCCCGGAGCUGUGUGAGAGGAGGGGCUAGAGGGAGCACCGUCCGGACCCCAGUGCUCACGGCUGAGAUGUUCCAGCAGCACCAGGAGCAGCUCACACAGAUGAGGAAACAGCAGCUGGAGCAAGAGCAGCAGCACCAGCGCUCGCCGCUUGGGAACACAGUGGACCAGGCGUCUGCGCUGGCGGCUGCGUCUGCUCUGGUCACCACUGAUCAGCUGCUCACGCUCAAGAUCAAAGAGGAUCUACCAGCAGGGGGCGCCGUUAACGGAGUCCUGUCGCCCUCAGGUUUGUACAAAGUGUCCCAUUUCUCGGCAUCUCCAGCCCCCGCGGCGCCGGCCCCCAGCCCCAACGCGCUCCUGCCCAGCUCCACGGCCGCUCACAACAACGGGAUGGGCCCCCACACUCACCAGGGGCCCCACGGAAACCAGGGAACCCUCCACACCAACAGCAGCCUGCGUGGUGGAUCUCUCGCCCCUGUGAAGCGCCUCCACGGCCCCAGGACCCUCCCCUCCCCCAUGGGCCCCACCGCACUCAAACUAUCCCACUGUCAGAAGACCAAAACCCCCCCAGCGGCGGGCCCCCCUGCGGCUCUGAGUCUGGGCCCCAGAGAGAACCUGGAUCCGGACAAACUGAACUCUCUGUCUGAGAACACAGUGGCCAUGGAGGUCACGUAG
Molecule: messenger RNA, 2283 nt
Organism: Knipowitschia caucasica
Lineage: Eukaryota; Metazoa; Chordata; Actinopteri; Gobiiformes; Gobiidae
Source: the annotation of a GenBank genome assembly